GGCAGUGGUGGUCACCCACUUUCAAGUUGGUCUUAAACUUUUAAAAUUCAUUUCCCUAAACGUGGCAAAUAGAAAAGAGAUUUGACCGAAACAUUAAAUCUUUAAUUUAAUCUCAAUGGUUGAAAAGUUCUUCUCCUCUACCUCUACCUCUCCGCACCACCAUCACCCUCUCUUCCUCCCACCUUCCUCCCCAACCGUACACCACUCCACUCCACCACCACCACUCUAAAAUCCCAACUAAAAAAUCUAAACCAAAAAACCCAAAAUUUUCAGAUGUGGUAAUAACACUCAAUAGACGUGUCACAGCACAAGUUAUUCUACAUUGAGUAUUUGAGUCAUCUGAAUGAAUGAUGUGAUUAGUUUGCGUCACUUUCUUUUGGGUCCUUCCUUACGUUUACAUCUCUUUUCUCCAUUGCUUUUAGAAUAAAAGCAGAGCUUGAAGUCAAUGGGUGUUGACCACGAGUUUUAGACGACUGAGAAUAUUCUUUGAAGGUUGGUUUCUAGUAUGGAAAUUCCUCCGAUAGCUUCGUCUCAAUGUUCCUAUCACCGACCGCUCUUACCGUCAACCCGCUCCAUAUGUCGUCGUCGUCGUGCAGGGUCCACCCCAGCCUCAAAUAACAGCACUUUGAAGCCAGGAGAUAGACUUGAUGUCACAGGCGAGCUAUGUUCUGAAAAGGGUAAAUAUUGCAUGAAUUUUGACCCUGAGUACCUCCGCAUAUUUGCUCAAGGACAAGAUGAUUGGGUUGUGUGGAUGGCUAACAGAGAUAAACCUGCUGACAUUGCUUCUGCAACUCUAUCACUGAACCACUCUGGUGUUCUAAAAAUAGAAUCAAAAAAUGUGACACUAAUUAUUCUCUACUCUCCACCUCAACCAGUGAACAACACAGUGGCCACUUUGUUAGCCACAGGAAACUUUGUGCUGGAGCAACUUCACCCCAAUGGAAACAAGAGCAUGCUGUGGCAGAGUUUUGAUUUUCCUACUGACAGUUUGCUUCCUGGGAUGAAGCUAGGUGUUAAUCACAAAACCCGUCGUAACUGGUCACUGGUUUCAAGCUUCAGUAAAUCACUCCCAGCUCCUGGUCCAUUCAGGCUUGAUUGGGAGCCAAAAACAAAAGAACUUGUUACCAGGAGAGGAAAACAAGUGUACUGGAGAAGUGGGGAACUCAGAAACAAAAGAUUUAAGCACAUUUCAGCAGAAGCAGAGUACCAUGCUAUGUUCAAUGAUGAUGAAGAGUACUUCAUGUUCACAACACCAAGUGAAGAGCUUACAAAGUGGACUCUGCUAGAGACUGGUCAGCUGAUUAACAGGAAGGGGAAUGAUAUUGCAAGGGCUGAUAAGUGUUAUGGUUAUAACACUGAUGAAGGGUGCCAAAAGUGGGAGGAGAGACCCACCUGCAGGGCUCGUGGUGAUGAAUUCGAUUACAAGUCUGGUUAUCCCAAUUUGAACACGGCAAGAAAUGUGGUAAAUGUGAGAUAUGGAAUUAGUGAUUGUCAGGCUAUGUGCUGGAGCAACUGCAGCUGUAUUGGAUUUGCAUCCUUUGAUAAUAUUAAUGGAACUGGUUGCACAUUCUAUCAAUCAGUGGAAGGUACUAAUAUUGCAGGCGGCGGUGAAGACUUCUACUUGCUAGUAAAGAGCACCCGUCACAAAGGUUCAAAAUGGUGGAUGUGGAUGUGCGGUGCAAUGGCAACUGUUCUGCUCAUAAUCUUCCAUUCCAUUUUGUGUCACACCAUGACGAAACAAAAAUAUGUGCGCCAAGAAAAAGCAAACAAAAUAAGGACAGAGAUGCAAGAUAUCGAAGCCUCUAGGGGCUCCACUAGUGACAAUGAUUUACAACUAAAUAUAAGUGGUGGAGAUGACUUGGAACUGUUUAGCUAUGCAUCAAUAAUGGUGGCUACCAAUGGCUUUUCAUUGGAUAACAAGUUAGGACAGGGAGGCUUUGGACCUGUUUUUAAGGGAAUUCUACCUUCAGGGCAAGAGGUUGCUGUGAAAAAACUUUCAAAAACUUCUGGACAAGGAGCUAUUGAAUUUAAAAACGAAUUAACACUCAUAUCUAAGCUUCAACAUACAAAUCUCGUACAGCUACUCGGUCACUGCAUUCAUCAACAAGAGCGGAUGUUGGUCUAUGAGUAUAUGUCAAACAAAAGCUUGGACUGUUUUUUAUUUGAUGCUUCUGGAAGAGAGUUGCUAGAUUGGAGCAAGCGUUUUAGCAUAAUAGAAGGAAUUGGCCAAGGAUUACUUUACCUUCACAAAUACUCAAGGCUUAAAAUUAUCCACAGAGAUUUGAAGGCUAGUAACAUACUCCUUGAUGAGAAUAUGAACCCAAAAAUUUCUGAUUUUGGUGUCGCGAGAAUGUUUACGAAACAAGAAACUGAAUCAAAUACCAACAGGAUUGUUGGGACAUACGGUUACAUGUCUCCAGAGUAUGCCAUGGAAGGAGUUUUCUCUACAAAGUCUGAUGUGUAUAGUUUUGGAGUUCUGCUCCUUGAAAUUGUUAGUGGUAGAAGAAACAAUAGCUUAUGCUCUGAAGAAAGACCACUUAAUUUAGUAGGACAUGCAUGGGAGCUAUGGAAAGCAGGUUUGGUUCUUCAGGUGGUUGAUCCAGCACUGAACAAUUCAUUUUCUGAGGAUGAGGUUCUAAGAUGUGUUCAUGUUGGUCUAUUAUGCGUAGAAGAUAACGCAGAUGACCGCCCCACCAUGUCCAGUGUUAUUUUAAUGUUAGCAAACAAAACUAAAGUGAACAUUUUGCCUAAAAAACCUGCAUAUUAUGUUAGAACAAGUCUCUUGGACGAAGAAACGUUUGGUGUGGAUUCUACGUAUGAAAAAUUUGGUUCUGAGUUACAUACAGUAUAGAUAGAUAGGCGUUCCAGUAUGUGAUUGACACUACUGUUUGAUGUUCAUAACAAUUGACUUUUUAUGUAGAAAUCAAGGAAUGACAUUUUAGAAACUUGCUUGAGAUACAAGGAGUCUAUUUUGUUGAAAUAAUAGAACUCUCUGUAGGCUAUAACCAACAACUAUUUAGUUUUGCUUCCAUUAUAAAAAAUGCAAUCGAUGAUCAGUUAGUACUAAUGUGGCUAUUCAAUUUGUCACUUCUUGAAUCACAAGGUUGGACGAAACGUAAAUAAGAGCUCGCUACUUGCGCAACUUUGACUAAAUGUUUUGUUGUUGAUCAACUUGAUAUGCCAUGGCUAGAUGCUCUUAAUUGAAGUUAACAUUGUGGAGUAUAUAGAAGGUCACCGAAUCAAGAAAAGUCAGGAAGACAGAGAGAAGAUUAAUCAAUUCAAUGCAAUGUUUAGAGAUAAGAAAUGUGAGACUGAGAGUGAGAUUUUGUUGCCUCCAGUCUGUUUUUUCAAAGAAGAAUGUGCAGUUGUGCACUAUGAAUCAGAAAUUUAGUAGGAACUAUAGAUGGAAGGAGUGUGUACAGAAAUUUAGUUCUCAGAAUCUGUUUGAGAAAUUAUUACUAUUUCCGAGAACUAGAAGAGCUUCAUAGUUUACUGCAACGCCUGUUCAUGCUCCUUCAGUUAUACUAGCAAUUUAAACUAUUAUGACGUUUGUUCUGUUAUUAAACUCUGAAUCUUGAUUCAUCUAAUUCCAGAUAUAUACUGAUUCUGCAGAAGCCAAAGUUCCAUCUGUUCUGGAUUGUGUGGAAACUUUCAUUGAGGUACUCCUCACAUUGACCUCUUUAAAGCAACUGAAGAUUAUACUUCCAACUUCUGCAAGCCUGCCACCUUAUUAACUGUAAAUGCAUUAAGAUUCAUUCGGAAUUUAAGUAAGAGUUGAGUUCCACAUUGAUUAGGAAUGAGCUAUAUAAAGAUAAUGUAGGAAAUGAAACUCACAAUCAAUAUCUUAAGGUUUUGAGUGAAGAGGUGGUGUCUGCAAUUGGUGCAGGUCCCCUUGUUUUCUAAUCUUCUAGUCUCUAACUGUCUCCCCAAAGUCUUGCAAGGUAAGGUAGCAUUAAGAAAUUGGCGAUCUCUGAAAAAUAUGUGAUAGAUUAUCUCAUCAAAGAAAAGAUUUGCCAUUGCUAAAGCUUUUUUUUAUAUAUAAUUUUUGAAGAGGUUGAUCUAUGCUCUGAUGACUCUUUAACUUUCUAGGUCUUAUUUUCAGGCAUCUUUAGUAAAUAACUAAAUAUAAGUUUGCAUGAAAAUUUGUAGGAAAAAAUCACCAUAACUACUUUAGAAAAUCAACUUUGUAAGGGGGCUUUUAACGACCACAAAU
Molecule: messenger RNA, 4213 nt
Organism: Lotus japonicus
Lineage: Eukaryota; Viridiplantae; Streptophyta; Magnoliopsida; Fabales; Fabaceae
Product: G-type lectin S-receptor-like serine/threonine-protein kinase CES101
Exons: 8
Coding region: 506-2851 (781 amino acids)
Biological process (GO): protein phosphorylation
Molecular function (GO): protein serine/threonine kinase activity; ATP binding
Source: RefSeq, a predicted model, not a curated record